GUUUUUUUCUUUUGAUAAAACAUUUUUCAGUUUGACAAUAAACGUCAUUGGAAUUGGGAUGAUUUCUCACUGAUCCCAUAAUUAUCCAAAUUUUUAGUAGAUGAUUCCUUUUGUCUAAAUUAAUAGUGAUCCAGGGGCUCGAGGAAAGAGCCAUGAUAAAUUAAAAGUGUGAAGAUAAAUAAAAAAUUGCUAAAAAAAUAGAUAAAUACUUCGUAAGAUUUUAUAUCUUUUAUAUUUAAUAAAAUCGUAUAAAAAUGCCUUGUGAUGGGAAGAAUCCAAAUUGCGACAGACGUCGAGAGCUUUUAGCACAAUUAAAAUGUCUCGUCAGCACCAUGGAAAGGAAAAAACCUUGCGAGUGGGAUGAACCACCCUGUCCACCACCUACAUGUUGUCCUGUAUGUCCACCACCGUCGUGUGGAUCUCCUUGUCAACAAGGCUGUUGUCCACCAUCCUGUCCUCCUUGCUGUAGUCCAGUAAAGGCAUGCAAGAGUUUCGAAUUGCGUGGCAGCAUAAUGUACCGUUGCGAAUGCAUCAAGAGAAACGGAUUGCAAGACAGGUGCAUGAUGUUCGACUGCAUGGGAAGACCGGAAUGCAUGACUAAGUUGUAUCCAGUAUGUGGACCAGGUCGUGCAGCCUUAUUGAAACUGACUGACCUUGGUGAUCCCGAAGUAGCCCUUAGGAAGUUCUAUUGCGCCGAUAAAGCCAGGGAAGCUGCUUUGGCAGCUUACUGCAGGCUGAAGUGUGACAGUACAUGUUCUGCACCUUGUCCAUCUCCUUGUGAUCCUUGUUGCCCACCACAACCUUGUUGUCCACCACCACCUUGUGAUCCUUGCUGUCCACCUCCUUGCGAUCCUUGCUGUCCACCUCCAUGCGGUCCUUGUUGCCCACCACCACCUUGUCCUAUGAAGCUUAAAAUAAUUUCGUGUCAACCGCAAUGUUGCCCUCCACCUUGUCCACCGCCGUGUUGUCCUCCACCGUGCCCACCACCAUGCUGCCCUACGCCAUGCCCACCACCAUGCUGCCCUCCUCCAUGCCCACCGCCAUGUUGCCCUCCUCCAUGCCCACCACCAUGUUGCCCUCCUCCAUGCCCACCACCGUGCUGCCCUCCACCAUGCCCAUCACCCUGUUACCUUCCACCAUGCCCACCAUGUUGCCCUCCAUGCCCACCGCCAUGUCCACCAUGUUGUCCACCGCCGUGCCCUCCGCUGUGUCCACCACCUGUUUAUUGUUGUUCACCUCCGCCUUGCUGUCCACCUUGCCCUCCGUGUGGAACACUUCGAAUGGCAUGCAUGCCAUGUCCUCCUCCAUGUCCACCUCCAUGCCUACCGCCUUGUUUACCUUGCAUGCCUUGCUGUCCACCUCCUAUUUGUUCAAUGUCUUGUUGCCCCACAUGCUAAAAUUUCAAGGCUAAUACUUAUUGAAAGACUCCGAUCUUUAUACUUUUAAUAAGCUGAUGUAUUAUAUUCAAAAUAUAUUUAUAAUAAAAUAUUAUUUACACGCAAAAAACUGGCU
This is a messenger RNA of Cephus cinctus (wheat stem sawfly), 1512 nucleotides long. RefSeq names its product keratin-associated protein 9-1-like. Bases 255 to 1397 code for a protein of 380 amino acids. The transcript has 3 exons. Lineage: Eukaryota; Metazoa; Arthropoda; Insecta; Hymenoptera; Cephidae. The record is from RefSeq and is a predicted model, not a curated record.